GUUACACUGGGUGGAGCGCUUUAUACUUUACUGAGACACACAACAGGCGAGCAACACAACACGGCUUUCAGCUCCGAGCAGUGAACACACCGUUGCUUUCAGACAUGUUUCGUUGUGGCAUCGCGUAUCCCCGAUGCAGGUGGAUCCUGCCUCUUCUCCUGCUUUUCGCCAUCAUUUUUGACAUCAUCGCCAUCGCGGCUCAGUCCGGAUGGGUGGAGGACGAAAACGCCAAGUCGCACUAUGCCAGUAUGUGGGAACAGUGCCGAGGCCGCAACGACAACUGGACCUGCAAGUCUCUCACGGAGUUCUCAUGGGCUCAGGCUGUCGCUGCGCUUAUGAUCAUCGGCCUCAUCAUCCUCAUCAUAGCCUUCAUCAUCUCCUGUGUGGCUCUCUGCUGUACCCUUAAUAUACCACUCUUGCCAUUUAUUGGAGUUCUCCUCAUGUUUGCUGCGAUACUCCAGAUCAUCGCUCUGAUAGUUUACCCAGUGAAAUUCAACGAACUAAUCUUUGAAGGCAACUACGACUACACCUGGGCGUAUGGUUUUGGCUGGGGAGCCACCAUCAUUAUGAUUGGUUGCGCAAUCCUGUUCUGCUGCCUGCCCCGCUAUGAAGACCAACUCAGUGGCAUAGCAAAGACCAAAUACAUCUACACGUCAGCCUAAAAGCCCUCUCCAUCUCUACUACUUAUCGCACCAUUGCUCUAAGAACUGUUUGACUAAAUAAUAUUUUUAAAGCUCCAAACAGGAAUUGGCACAGUCUGCUCAAGAUAGGAUCCAAGUUUACUAAAAGAGAAUAUGGGAAACAUGAACAGUAUUUUUUGCUUUAAUAAGGAUUAUUUAUAAUAAUGAGUUUUCUUACAAAGGCCUACGUUGUCUCAAAACUCCACCCUACAUGCUCUGGCAAUACUGGCCAUAUUUUUAUUUCAUUCAAGGUGACAUUUCAGUUUUUAUCACUGCUUUAUCAUAUGAUUUACUUUUUCUGUUCCAUGCAGACACAAAAACCAAUUAGUCUUUAUCAGAGCACCAGGGUAGAAACUUUAGGGGUUUACAGUUUAGGUGUAUUUGAUAAAGGCCACUUAAUUACAGUUGACUCUACUGGCUAUAUCUUUAUCUUCUGCUUGAAAUUAGCAUAUUUUCAGAGGCCCACCUCUUAUAAUUGAAUAUUAAUUAAUGUAGACUUGCACAGAAUUUUUAGUCUCUAUCACUUUAAUAAAUUGUACUUAAAAAAUCAAGUGUGGUUUUUUAGAAACAUUAAUCUCAUAUUGUCAUACGGAGAUUUCUUUCCUCAUAUACCACUUUGUAAUGUAUAAACCUACUGUCCUUAAAUGCUGUAUAGAUUGCUUGCGUUUGGUAUGAAUGGACUGAUGAAUGUUCCUGUUGCUUGAAAUUUGAACUUUAUAUAUAUUCAUAGAGGUUAGGGAAGAAGUCUUCUGUAGUGCAACACUGUAAAAUGUUUUAAAGGGUAUACAGUUUUUAUAUAUGGUUUUUCAACUAAAAUUGAACUUUUUCAACUAAAUUUUAACACUAACCAUGCUGUUUUUGUAAUAGUCUGAUGUGUUUGAAUGAAUCUUGUCUGGUGUUCAUUGCAAGCCAAUGUGUAAUAAAGGGAGACCAAGCUGU
This is a messenger RNA of Ictalurus furcatus (blue catfish), 1619 nucleotides long. RefSeq names its product p53 apoptosis effector related to pmp22 (gene perp). Gene Ontology annotation, biological process: cell-cell adhesion. Lineage: Eukaryota; Metazoa; Chordata; Actinopteri; Siluriformes; Ictaluridae. Bases 105 to 662 code for a protein of 185 amino acids. The record is from RefSeq and is a predicted model, not a curated record. Gene Ontology annotation, cellular component: membrane; cell-cell junction. The transcript has 3 exons.